Messenger RNA from Arabidopsis arenosa, 921 nucleotides. Lineage: Eukaryota; Viridiplantae; Streptophyta; Magnoliopsida; Brassicales; Brassicaceae. The record is from the annotation of a GenBank genome assembly.
CUUCCAAGAAUUUCUCUCACAAAGACCAAGAACUCAAAAUGUAUCAAGACUCUGGAUUAAUGCUCCGUUACAUGCAAAACUGUUCCCCAGAUAUUCAACAAUUCGAAGACCUCUUCAAAUCAUACAAACUCUCCGAUGAAAUGAACAACACUUUUGUUGAGUCAUCAAACAUAUCUGAGUAUGAUAUUGGAGAAGAAGGUGAUCUUUUUAAAGCUCCUGAUCCAAUUCUUGAAGAACAAAUCUUACCCGUUGAUCCACUCUCUGCUGCUUUGACUAUGAUCUCUUGUGGUGAAGACACUUCACAAGGUCUUUGUGAGCUUCCUGAUCUUGGUUCAUUGCAGAGUGGUCAACAGCUUCUUGACAGUGCUUUUUAUGAAUGUGAGCAAGAUCUCAUGAUGAAAUCAGCUUUGGAGUCUCCAUUCUCUGAUGUUUUAAACAUCAAGAACAUCUCUGUUGUGACGACAAUCAAUGAGAACCAGGAUAUGCAGAAGAGUGUUAGCUCGGGGAAUUUGAGCUCUAUGGAUUGGUCACAUGCACAGAAAGAGACUGUAAUGAUUCAGAAUUUUCCUGAUUUCGAUUUUGGUUAUGGGAUGCGAAGAGCCUUUAGUGAAGGCGACAUACAGAAACUAGGGACAUGUCUUGUACAAUCUCCAUUGGAUAGGAUUAUUGUGAGCUGUACUUCAGAGGAUCGCCGUGAGAAGCUUUCUCGAUACAAGAACAAGAAGAGCAGGCGAAAUUUCGGGCGUAAAAUCAAGUAUGCUUGCAGGAAAGCUCUUGCAGAUAGCCAACCUAGAGUCCGAGGAAGGUUUGCGAAAACAGAGGAGAGGAAAUAGAAUGGUACAAAAAAGGGCUCAAAAGAAGGAGACUAAGCAAAAGGAAGAAACUAGAAGAAGAAUAAGGAGAUAAAGCCCAUCUCAUUAG